ACUGCCCGCUGUGGUGUGUGCCUGCUCCAAAGCCCUUCCAGGAUAUCCGAUAACAGGGAGUGAACUGAGAUGCACCUCAGCAACAGCAGCAAGGCGGAGCUGGAGGAGGACAUCCAGGCGACGGGGAGACUCUACGAGCACGAGCCAGAACCCCAAGAGCACGUGAACGUCGGCACGGGCCCCACGAACAAAGUCUACAAGAAGCAGUACUUCUGGUAUACCAUAACUGCCUUUUCCAUCCUCCACGUCGGUGCCGUUUAUGGCAUCUACAUCGUAGCCACACGGGGAUAUUGGACAACGAUCAUUUUUGGUAUCCUACUGGGAUUAGCAUCGGGACUUGGAAUCACGGCAGGAGCUCAUCGCCUUUGGUGUCACAGGAGCUACAAUGCAAAAUUUCCCCUUCGUCUCCUCCUGGCGUUCCUCAAUACCGUCGCUGUUCAAAAUAACAUCUACACAUGGAGUCGAGACCAUCGCACGCACCACAGGUUCAGCGAGACGGACGCCGAUCCCUACAACGCGAAAAGAGGCUUCUUCUUUUCUCACAUCGGGUGGCUUGUGACCAGCAAGCAUCCGGAGGUGACGAGGAAAGGCCAAACCAUCGACUGCAGCGAUCUGCUGGAGGAUCCCCUCGUUUACUACCAAAGGAAGUACUAUUUCUGGCUGGCGGCGUUUUGCAGCUUUAUCUUCCCCGCGAUCACUCCCUGGAAGUUAUGGGGAGAAGACCUAUGGGUCGCCUUCUGGUUCUGCUCGGUCACGAGAUGCACCUUCGUCCUUAACGGGACGUUUUUGGUGAACAGUGCUGCGCACCUCUGGGGAACCAAGCCGUAUGACAAGAACACCGUAGGGAUGGAGCAGCCGAUCGUGGGAGCCCUGGCGCUCGGCGAGGGAUGGCACAACUACCACCACGUCUUCCCCUGGGACUACAAGACCUCGGAGCUGCCCUGGUACCGCCUGAACCUGACGACGAUGUUCAUCGACGCGGCCGCCUACCUGGGCCAGGCCUACGACCUCAAGACGGUCGACCCGAAGGUGGUGGAGCAGCGGGUGAAGCGGACCGGCGAUGGCUCUCACUUCAAGUGGGGGGACGAGCCCGAACGGCUGGAAAAAGAGCAGCAACGACUGGAACAGCAACAACAAUCAGAUACUUAUCCGACGUCCAUCGAUUCCAAAUUACUUAAAGACGAAUGAAACAGAGCAGGGCCAAAAAGCAUCGACAAUCAUUUGCGAAUCGUAAAAAUGAAUAUGAAUGUUGCAGUGGACCAGAAGUUAUCGCAAAGCAUCAUGCACGUCGUUUACUGUAUCAACUCGUGUUCGGCUGCACUGCGAAAAUGUUUCUGGAGUUAUAUUUUUGUAGCGGUGUUUGUGAGUGGCUUGCGCCAUGAUAUCUUGCUUUUGUACGGUGGUAUAUCUACAGUAUCGUUCAAAGUAUUUCGUCACCCUGAACUUCCCCUGAAAACACCGAAGAGCCAGGUUCAAACGUGAUACCGUAUUCCCGUUGCGACCGAAGAAAAUUUAUUUCUUACACUUUAGUGUUGCAGGCAAAAAAAAAUUCGAUCUGUCCAUAUCGAUGUAUGUAAACACUCCAGACAGACAACAUGCACAUAUCCUCCGUUGUUUAAAGCGUUCCACCCAAAAUUAAAUAUUUGGUGGAUUCUUUCGUUCGUUCCCAUUCUGCCACCACCCAAUGCUUUGAAUAAUUUGAAAUGUUUUUGCACUUUCUGCUGCCCGGAACUGAAUAAAACCUCCUCAAGCAC
Messenger RNA from Darwinula stevensoni, 1754 nucleotides. Lineage: Eukaryota; Metazoa; Arthropoda; Ostracoda; Podocopida; Darwinulidae. The record is from the annotation of a GenBank genome assembly.